UGAACCCGCCAUCUCAUGAAGGCUAGUCGGAUUCGUUUCUACCCGUGUGCCACAACGAAGCUUCCCUAUUCGGUCCUGUUAAUACUGAUCAUUAAUCUCAUCAGGCAGAUCCGGGUGAAGCCCGACAGGACAGGGGUGGUCACGGAUGGCGUCAAGCACUCCAUGAACCCCUUCUGUGAGAUCGCUGUGGAGGAGGCCGUGCGGCUCAAGGAGAAGAAGCUGGUGAAGGAAGUCAUUGCUGUCAGCUGCGGGCCUGCCCAGUGCCAGGAGACCAUUCGCACCGCUCUGGCCAUGGGUGCAGACCGUGGCAUCCACGUGGAGGUGCCAGCUGCAGAGGCGCAUCACCUGGGCCCCCUGCAGGUGGCCCGGGUCCUGGCCAAGCUGGCCCAGAAGGAGAAGGUGGACCUGGUGCUGCUGGGCAAGCAGGCCAUUGAUGAUGACUGUAACCAGACAGGCCAGAUGACAGCCGGAUUUCUGGACUGGCCACAGGGCACAUUCGCCUCCCAGGUGACACUAGAAGGGGACAAGGUGAAAGUGGAGCGGGAGAUCGACGGGGGCCUGGAGACCCUGCGCCUGAAGCUGCCUGCCGUGGUGACCGCUGACCUGCGGCUCAACGAGCCCCGCUAUGCCACGUUGCCCAACAUCAUGAAAGCCAAGAAGAAGAAGAUUGAGGUGAUCAAGGCCGGAGACCUGGGCGUGGACCUGACCUCCAAACUCUCUGUGGUAAGCGUGGAGGACCCCCCCCAGCGUGUGGCCGGCGUCAAGGUGGAGACCACGGAGGACCUGGUGGCCAAGCUGAGGGAGAUUGGGCGCAUUUGAGCCCCUUCCCUGAAACUCGGCAAUAAAACCAUGACUCUCCUUA
This is a messenger RNA of Phacochoerus africanus (Common warthog), 862 nucleotides long. It is a transcript of the gene ETFB, whose product is annotated as electron transfer flavoprotein subunit beta. The record is from RefSeq and is a predicted model, not a curated record. The coding region runs from base 16 to 819 and encodes 267 amino acids. Gene Ontology annotation, molecular function: electron transfer activity. The transcript has 6 exons. Lineage: Eukaryota; Metazoa; Chordata; Mammalia; Artiodactyla; Suidae. Gene Ontology annotation, cellular component: cytosol.